Messenger RNA from Trypanosoma theileri, 1236 nucleotides. Its product is annotated as putative elongation factor 1-gamma (EF-1-gamma). The record is from RefSeq and is a predicted model, not a curated record. Lineage: Eukaryota; Euglenozoa; Kinetoplastea; Trypanosomatida; Trypanosomatidae. The transcript has a single exon. Gene Ontology annotation, biological process: translational elongation. Bases 1 to 1236 code for a protein of 411 amino acids. Gene Ontology annotation, molecular function: translation elongation factor activity. Gene Ontology annotation, cellular component: nucleus; cytoplasm.
AUGACGCUAACGCUGUGGGGAGUGGUGAGCCCCGAGAACGCCCGCAUGCACAAGAUCCUGGUCGCUGCGGCCUUCGCCAACGUGCCCGUGACGGUGAAGCCGUGCGAGUACGGCCGCGAGAACGAGACGGCGGAUUACUGCCGCAACUGCAGCCCAUGCGGCCGCUACCCCGUGCUGCAGACGGAGGACGGGUACAUCUUCGAGUCGAACGCGAUCCUGCGCCACAUUGCGCGCGUGGACCGGAGCAGCAGCUUCCUGUACGGCCGCACGCCGUUCGAGGGCAGCCAGGUGGACAUGUGGCUCGACUUUGCGGCGACGGAGCUGGACGCGGCGGUGAUGCCGUUCGUGUUCAACUUCUUCAGAGGCGUGCCGAUCGCCGCCGGUGCGAUGGACCGCGUGCACGAGGUGCUGAAGGGACUGGACGCGUGGCUUGAGACCCGCACGUUCCUCGUGGGCGAGCGCAUGACGGUUGCCGACAUUGCCGUUGCGUUUGCGCUGCAGUGGCACUACCGCCUGAACCGCGCCGAGGGCGAGGCGCUGACGCGGCAGUACAAGAACGCGUACCGCCUGUACAACACGGUGAUGCAGCAGCCAAAGACGGUGGAGGUGCUGCGGGCGCAGGGCGCGACGUUCGGGCCGGUGAAGGAGGAGAAGAAGAAGGACGCGGCCGCCGCGCCGGCGAAGGCGGAGAAGAAGCCGAAGGCCGCUGCCAGCAGCGCGAAGGACGGGGAUGACGAGGACGAGGCGCCGAAGGAGAAGAAGAAGCCGAACCCGCUGGAUGAGCUCCCACCCAGCCCAUUUGUGCUGGACGCCUUCAAGCGCGAGUACAGCAACACGGACACACGCACAGUCGCGGCGCCGUACUUCUUCCAGCACUACGACCCCGCCGGCUACACGACGUUCUGGUGCCGCUACAAGUACAACGAGGACAACAAGAUGCAGUUCAUGACGGCGAACCUCAUCCGCGGGUGGUUCCAGCGCAUGGAGCACACACGCAAGUACGCCUUCGGUGUGGCGCUCAUCAUUGGUGAGGAGAAGAAGCACGACAUUGUGGGCAUGUGGGUGUUCCGCGGCAAGGGCAUGCCCGAGAUUGUGCGCGAGGUGGAGGACACGGAGCUGUUCGACUGGGAGGAGAUCCCCGACGUGACGGCGCAGCGGGAGCGCAUCACGGACUACCUGUGCUGGGAGGGCCCAACGAUCCCGAAGCCGGUGCUGGAGGGACGCGUGUUCAAGUAA